Molecule: messenger RNA, 7623 nt
Organism: Indicator indicator
Lineage: Eukaryota; Metazoa; Chordata; Aves; Piciformes; Indicatoridae
Gene: JAK2
Product: Janus kinase 2
Exons: 25
Coding region: 71-3571 (1166 amino acids)
Biological process (GO): hemopoiesis; cell differentiation; cytokine-mediated signaling pathway
Cellular component (GO): cytosol; membrane; cytoskeleton
Molecular function (GO): cytokine receptor binding; ATP binding; non-membrane spanning protein tyrosine kinase activity
Source: RefSeq, a predicted model, not a curated record
CUGCUUGUGUGUCUGACCUCCUGUGGAUACCAGCAGCAGGCAAAUGUGCUGAACAGAACUAAAACAAACAAUGGCCUGUCUUACAAUGACAAAUGCAGAAGGUACAGCAGCUUCUACUGCCCACCAGAAUGGUGACUUCCAAGGGAAUACCAAUGCACCCACGCAGAUGGAAUCAUCGCUUCAAGUGUACCUUUAUCAUUCUCCUGGGAAGACAGGAGGUGAUUACCUUCAAUUUCCACCUGGAGAAUAUGUUGCAGAAGAGAUUUGUGCUGUUUGCUGUAAAGCCUGUGGUAUCAUGCCAGUGUACCAUAACAUGUUUGCACUCAUGAACGAAGUAGAGAGAAUGUGGUAUCCCCCAAAUCACAUCUUCCAUGUUGAUGAAGCAACCAGACUUGUCCUAAUUUACCGGAUAAGGUUUUAUUUUCCCCACUGGUAUUGCAAUGGCACCAACAGAGCAUAUCGGUAUGGCGUUCUUCGAGGUGCAGAGAGCCCUGUUCUUGAUGAUCUUGUCAUGUCUUACCUAUUUGCACAGUGGCGAGCUGAUUUUUUGGAUGGGUGGAUACAGAUGCCUGUUACUCAUGAAACUCAAGAAGAAUGCCUUGGAAUGGCUGUUUUGGAUAUGAUGAGAGUGGCCAAAGAAAAGGACCAAACGCCACUGGCUAUUUACAAUUCAAUGAGCUACAAAAUGUUUUUGCCUAAAUGUGUGCGAGCUAAAAUCCAAGACUACCACAUUUUGACACGAAAAAGAAUAAGAUACAGGUUCCGCAAAUUUAUACAACAGUUCGGCCAAUGCAAAGCUACUGCCAGAAACCUGAAACUUAAGUAUCUCAUAAAUUUGGAAAACCUUCAGUCUGCCUUCUAUUCAGAGGUUUUUGAAGUAAAAGAACCUGGUGGAGAUCCUUCUGGAGAGGAAAGUUUUGCAACUAUUGUAAUAACUGGAAAUGGUGGAAUUCAGUGCUCAAGAGGAAAACUUAAAGACUGUGAGACACUUGCAGAGCAGGAUUUGCAAACAUACUGUGAUUUUCCUGAUAUCAUUGAUGUCAGCAUUAAACAAGCAAGCCAAGAAGGCUCCAGUGAGAGAAGAAUCGUCACCAUUCACAAACAAGACAGCAAGAAUCUGGAGGCUGAAUUUCAGUCAUUAAGAGAAGCUCUCUCCUUUGUAUCAUUAAUUGAUGGAUAUUACAGAUUAACUGCGGAUGCUCACCAUUAUCUCUGUAAAGAAGUAGCACCACCCUCAGUCCUUGAAAACAUCCAAAGCAACUGCCAUGGACCAAUUUUCAUGGACUUUGCUAUCAAUAAGCUGAAGAAGGCGGGUAAUCAGACUGGUUUCUACGUUCUUCGUUGCAGUCCUAAAGAUUUUAAAAAAUACUUCCUCACCUUUGCUAUAGAGCGUGAGAAUACCACUGAUUAUAAGCACUGCUUAAUUACAAAAAAUGAGAAUGGAGAAUAUAAUCUUAGUGGAACCAAGAGAAGUUUUGCUAAUCUCAAGGAUCUGUUGACCUGCUACCAGACAGAAACUGUCCGCUCAGACAGCAUAAUUUUCCAGUUCACCAAAUGCUGUCCUCCAAAGCCAAAAGAUAAAUCAAAUCUCCUAGUUUCCAGAAGCAAUAUUGUUUCUGAUGUACCUUCAUCACCCACACUACAGAGGCACAAUAAUGUCAACCAGAUGGUCUUUCACAAAAUCCGGAAUGAGGACUUGAUAUUUGAGGAGAGUCUUGGACAGGGAACAUUCACUAAGAUUUUCAAAGGUAUAAGGAAAGAAGUGGGAGACUAUGGCCAGCUCCAUCAAACUGAAGUUCUUUUAAAAGUGCUGGAUAAAGUGCAUAGAAACUACUCUGAGUCCUUCUUUGAGGCAGCAAGUAUGAUGAGCCAGCUUUCUUACAAACAUUUGGUGUUAAAUUAUGGAGUCUGCGUGUGUGGAGAGGAGAACAUCCUUGUACAAGAAUAUGUAAAAUUUGGAUCCUUGGAUACUUACUUGAAAAAGAACAAAAAUGCUAUCAAUAUCUUGUGGAAGCUGGAAGUAGCCAAACAACUGGCUUUAGCCAUGCAUUUCCUGGAGGACAAAGGCCUUGUUCAUGGGAAUGUCUGUGCAAAAAACAUCUUGCUUAUCAGAGAGGAAGACAGGAAGUCUGGAAACCUUCCAUUUAUAAAACUAAGUGAUCCUGGCAUCAGUAUUACAGUGUUGCCAAGAGACAUUCUUCUUGAGAGAAUACCGUGGGUUCCACCUGAAUGUGUAGAUAAUCCCAAACAAUUAAGCCUGGCUACAGACAAAUGGAGUUUUGGAACUACGUUGUGGGAAAUCUGCAGUGGAGGAGACAAACCUCUGAGUGCACUGGAUUCUUCAAGAAAACUGCAGUUUUAUGAAGAUAGGCACCAGCUUCCUGCCCCCAACUGGACAGAACUAGCAAACCUUAUAAACAACUGUAUGGAUUAUGAGCCAGAUUUUAGGCCUUCAUUUAGAGCAAUCAUACGUGACUUGAACAGUUUGUUCACUCCAGAUUAUGAGCUACUGACGGAAAGUGAUAUGUUGCCAAAUAUGAGAAUUGGAGCACUUGGAUUUUCUGGUGCUUUUGAAGAUCGGGACCCCACACAAUUUGAGGAAAGGCAUCUUAAGUUUUUACAGCAACUUGGCAAGGGAAACUUUGGCAGUGUUGAGAUGUGCCGGUAUGACCCACUGCAGGAUAACACUGGGGAGGUGGUGGCUGUGAAAAAGCUGCAACAUAGCACAGAAGAGCACCUUAGAGACUUUGAAAGAGAAAUUGAAAUACUUAAAUCUCUGCAGCAUGAUAACAUUGUUAAAUACAAAGGAGUAUGCUACAGUGCAGGUCGUAGAAAUCUACGAUUAAUUAUGGAGUAUUUGCCAUAUGGAAGUUUACGAGAUUAUCUGCAGAAACACAAGGAGAGGCUGGACCACAAGAAACUUUUGCUGUAUGCAUCUCAGAUAUGCAAGGGCAUGGAGUAUCUGGGUACCAAAAGGUACGUUCACCGGGAUUUAGCAACAAGAAAUAUCUUGGUGGAGAACGAGAACAGAGUUAAAAUUGGAGAUUUUGGAUUGACGAAAGUCUUGCCACAAGACAAAGAAUACUACAAAGUGAAAGAACCUGGUGAAAGCCCUAUAUUUUGGUAUGCUCCAGAAUCUCUGACAGAAAGCAAAUUUUCUGUGGCCUCAGAUGUGUGGAGUUUUGGUGUGGUCUUGUAUGAACUCUUCACGUACAUUGACAAGAGCAAAAGCCCACCAGCUGAAUUCAUGCGCAUGAUUGGCAAUGAUAAACAAGGGCAGAUGAUUGUAUUUCACUUGAUAGAGCUUUUGAAGAAUAAUGGACGACUACCAAGACCAGAUGGAUGCCCUGAUGAGAUUGUAUUCCCUCAGGAGCCUAGACUGUGGGAUUGCUCUUGGAGAGAGCAGCUGGAAUGUAUUCAGCUCUCCCUUGGGGCAAAUGAAGAGCAAGUUGAGAGUGUGUGGAUUUAUGCGAUCAUGAAAGAGUGCUGGAACAGUAACGUUACCCAACGCCCUACCUUUAGGGAUCUUGCUCAACGAGUGGAUCAUCUAAGGGACAACAUGGGUGGAUGAGGAGACUCUCCCUUCUUCAGAGGAAGGGAUGUUGGAAUCCAGAGCAAAAUGUACUUGGUCUGCUGUGUAUAGCUGGCAUAUGUACACAUGCAUCUUACCAUUGCUGGAAGUCAGAUCUUUGUGGCAAAUACCUUGUCUCAAUCUGCAUACUGAGGAAUCUUGCUGGUUUUCUGUAUCAGGAUGUGUUUGUUACACUGAGGACGUGUCAAAAUUCUCAAUAGGGAGAGAAAUUAUUUUUCUAAAUAAAAUAAUCUUAAUGUAUGGUCAGUCUACAACACCAUUAUUUGCCUUACUUGGCAAUGCAAAAAAAGAGAUGACUUAAAACAAUGAAAAGACAGCAUAUUUCCUUGUCAAAAUGGUGAUGCACAGGAAAGACUUCUAGAGGUGUUUUCACACUGAGUAUAUAGUGACUUGGCACCCUGUUUUGUGUGUUGCACAAGGGCUUGAAUGUGAUAAUACAGUUUUACAAUUUUUUCAUUGUUAGUGCAGAAAUGGCUUCUCUAUAUAACAAAACAGAAGUGGUUACGUAACCCAGAAACUUUUAAUGUGCCUGUCUGAAUGAGCUAUCAGCCAUCAAUACAUGCAAGGAGAUAGAAGAGGCUGUGUGAUGUGAUGUACUGUAAGUAUUUUGAGGGAAAGGGAGCAAAUCAUUCCUAAUUUGGAGAGCCACAAAACCUACUCACUCGUGUGAAAAUUUUAGUCUAAAAUGGAAAAGCAAGCAUGUUAUCCAGUUUCUCUUACUCUUCCUUUGAGUAUUAGAUUCCAUUUAUAUAAUUAAAGAGAGAGUGAGAACAAGUAGAAAUGAAGCCAUUUUCUACAAGGCAGUGUCUUCAGUUUGUUUCUGAACUUGAAAAAGCAACUUGAAUGCUGCUUUUUUUUGUUCUUUCCAUCUUUGUAAAUUUCCUGCAGUCAAUAAGCAUUCAUGCAGCAUAAGCAUAAGCAAAUUGAGAACUUUUUAAAGCAGAAUUAAAAAUCUGGACAAUGCCCCCCAUUUCACAGUUCCUUGCUUUGCCAUUAAGGUGAUCACUUUAUAGUACACUGAGAAGAAUGCUUAUGGCCCAGUAUCUGACACAGCCUGAGACAACCACAUCAAGUCUAUUUUGUACUGAAGUGGCCCAAGUAACCUCCUAUUUCUUUCUGCGGUAAUACCCAGCAUAAGACUACUUGGAAGAAAGAAUUACAAGUGCAAUUGUUCCACACUCAGCAGGAGGCAAGAACACCAUUCCAGUUACUGAGAACUGGAAGGAGAUCAGAGCUACCUGAGAAGACAACUUACGCUGUGUAACUCAGCUUUUGAAAUAAGUCUAACAAAAAUUUAUGGACAAGACAACUUUUCGGUUUUGCCUCCAGGCAUAAAACUUGGGGAUAAGUUUUAUAUCAAAGCAGUAAGUUGCAAGGUUUGUUUAUUUUUAGUCCGAAUAAUCUCUUUUGGUUGUUUUUACUUAAGCAUUAUUGUUUGUAAUGUACAAUACUUGUUCCUCUUAGACUUUCUCUGAGAGGAGCUCAAUUAAGGGGAUAUACAGCUUGACAAACUGACCUGACAUCCAGAUCUGUGUUUAAAAUUAAAUGCCCUUUUUUUUUUUUUUUUUAAAUCUUGUGGCAGUGAGUCAGUGAACAGAGGAGUUACUUUCACUGUGGGGCCUCCUUAAGAUUUGUGGUUAACUACAUCCAACUUAUCAAAAGUGGCCUCAACUUUAAAAAGCAAAAUUUUUGAAGUCCUUACUUCAUGUAACAUGGUGCCAGUAUCGCAGUGUUUUGUACCACUAUGAUGUCUCUGUCCCACAGUCACUUGUGUAAAAUUGCAAUGUUAUAAUAUGGGAGAUUGCUUAAAUAAGGAGAUCAGCAUCAGCCUUCUUCCUGCCGGGUGCAUUUAAUAAUAUUUCUGUUGGUUUUCUUGCCACCAAGAACUUGCAUAGAUAAUUUUUGUAACUAAUUUCAUGAAAAUCAGUUUUUAAGCUGCAAAGAACUUUAAAGUGCUUUGUUCAACUUAAACAUCUGUUUUUUCCCUUUCUCUACAUCGCUUUGAAGAUCUAAAAUUUUGUGCAAAAAAUGUCUUUGCAUUUGUAGUCUGUUGUGUGUAUGUGUUUUUGUAACAAAAGAAGAUAAAGCUUUAAAGCAUUGAAACAGCAUUUUAGCUGGUUAACAUAUGCAGGAAUGAUGUAAAAUUUGCAGUGUAUGACAGUAGCUAAUUGAUUUCUGAUAUGUAGUAGACUAAACAUAAUUUAUGUAAAAAUCUCAGGGAAGUUUGUGAAAUGCAAUGAAGAAAUCUUCCAGUUUGCUAUUUUUUUCAAGUGAAUAAAAUGUCUUUUUCUUGUUUUACUAGAGUAUGACUGAUUGCAUAGUCUGAUUGCGUAAAUGUAGUGUUCAACACAAGGAUCACUCUUAAGUGUGUCAUGGUUUUGUUUUGUUUUUUUUUUUUUUAAUGUUAAUACUUUAUAAUUUUUAGAGAGAGACUAUCUUUGCACUGCAUUGUAACUUUGCUGUUGGUCAGAAACACACAGUCUUUUGCAACAUGUUUGUCAGGAGUGUUCUUAGUUGGGUGAAUAGGACCAAGUAAUGCUUAGGAUGCUUGCGCAAUGUGUGAUUAUCUGUAGCAUCAAAGUUUAGGUUUGGAAGCAGACCACAUGGUUUUCUCAAAAAUCUGUUGAGGAUGCAAAUGCAGUGAUUUUGCUGAGUUUGCUGCUGCCAAUUGUAGUAACCUUUUUUUUUUUAAAAAAAAAAGGGGGGGGGGGGGGCAAACAAACCAACAAGCCAAAAAACAAAAAGAAAAAAAAAAACUGCUUUUCAAAAGCUCUCAGCAGCAUUGUAUAAUGCUAUAUUUUUAUAUAGCCUUUGUAUUAACAGACUGAGUUCUUUUAGAAACUCUUCAGUUGGCAUUGCAUUUGAUAAUACUUCAGUGUAAUCAUUAUGCUACCCAAAAUGCUGUGCAAUUUUUUUGCUUUGUUUUGUUUUUUUCAGAAGAAGUGCUGGUUUAUGUGUACCUGACUGCUGCUGCGAUGUAGAACUAAAAUAGUAACUACUGCUUUGCACUUAUAUUUGAAGUGAAAGCAUAUUUCUGGAAGUGCACAAUGUAUCGUAUAGAACCCCUGCUAACAAGUGUCGUCAACUGUAAAAUUGAUUUGUUGUCUAUCAGUGUAAAUAUGUUGUUUCAGAAUUAGUUUUUAAAUAUAUUCCACAGUCUUGCAACAGUCAUGUAAUAAGCCAGAGGAGGAAUGAAUUUUCAGGAAAAGAAACCAAUAUUCUUGUCAAGUACUAGUAUUGAUUAAAGGCUUCCAUAGUUCAGAUAAUUAUUACUAAAUGUACAGACUAGUAUAAUUGUAAAAAUAUAUGUAAAUUAUUUUAAUUUUUCCAGAAUUUGUUUUUAAUAUUUCAUUUAGUUGAGAUGUUGACCAACUGCCUUGAAAUGUAUGGGGAAAAAUGUUACUUUAUGAACUACGAAGAAAUGUGACUCUUGCGUAAAGAAAGCAAGCCUUUUAGGAGUGUGUGAUCACAAAGACCUGGAGGAUGAAGUUCUGAGAGUGAAAGCAGAAGGACAGCAGAAGCAAAAGACUGAUGAAAAAAGGCUGGUGUUCAACACUGAACAAGCUUUCAGAAAUGUGAAAUGUAGAGUGAUCUAUGAAAAACUGAUGUCUACUGAGAAGGCCACACCAUGAGAAAUAUGUGCUUAAUAUACUUCUAAACUGUGUAUUGUCUGCCUUAAAUAUAAAAUACUGAUGCCUAAGUUGACUGAAAAUAUAACUAUUACUAUACCAAAAGCAACUCCUUUGGGUUAUGCCAUGCCAGGCAGCAAUUUUGAAAAAGUGUUUGGCUAAGAAUUUUCCUAAUUUUGCCUUUUGAAUAAGAGAUUUGCAAUACUUUAUAUUAAAGUAGGAAAAGCCUUUUAAGGGAAGGGUGGGGAAGAAGGCUCCAGCUGCUUAUGGUUGGACUGUGAACAAUUGAACACAGGGUUUACUGAAGAGAACGUGAAAGGGAUACUUUUUAAAAAACUCUGUAUUGUUAUCUGAAACUUAACUGUGUGUUCAUUUUGAGUUUGGGUAGUGAAAAUAAAGUAA